This is a messenger RNA of Cololabis saira (Pacific saury), 1661 nucleotides long. RefSeq names its product N-acylsphingosine amidohydrolase (acid ceramidase) 1b (gene asah1b). Gene Ontology annotation, cellular component: lysosome. The record is from RefSeq and is a predicted model, not a curated record. Bases 78 to 1256 code for a protein of 392 amino acids. Gene Ontology annotation, biological process: fatty acid metabolic process. Lineage: Eukaryota; Metazoa; Chordata; Actinopteri; Beloniformes; Belonidae. The transcript is spliced from 14 exons. Gene Ontology annotation, molecular function: N-acylsphingosine amidohydrolase activity; fatty acid amide hydrolase activity.
GACUGAAGCGACUUCCGUACAUAACAAUGUGACGCUGCCUGAAACUGUCACUGCCACUUCAGAUUGACGCUUACAAAAUGAACAUCCACGGUUUCCUCGUUUUGGCCGCUUUAUUAUCCGUCACAUCGACACAGUUUGUACCACCGUUUACAGAGGACUGUCGGACGAACAUGUAUCCACCAAAUGGUCCCACGUUGAGAGGACCUGUCGGUUGGUACACAGUGGACCUCGACCUGCCGCCCACAAAGAGAUGGACAGAAGUGAUCACUGACAAAAAAAAUGAUCUGGUGGCCAUGGUUCAGGCCAUCAAAGACUUGGCCGAUGCUUUUGUGCCCAGUGGAAGGCUGAUAGAGCUGGUUGACAUCACACUGCCUUUAAUGGUGGAAACGCUACCAAACCCAUUUAAAGAUGAAAUCAAAGGAAUCGCGGCUGUUUCAGGGGUUCCACUUGGUGAAGUUGUCUUGUUCAAUGUCUUCUAUGAGGUGUUCACCGUGUGUACAUCUGUUGUAGCAGAAGAUGAAAAGGGUCAUCUGUAUCAUGGAAGAAAUUUAGACUUUGGAUUAUUUAUGGGCUGGGAUGCGAAAAACAAGUCGUGGACGAUCAGCGAGAAGCUAAAGCCUCUGGUGGUCAACCUUGACUUCAAGAGGAAGAACCAGACGGUGUUUAAGUCCACGAACUUUGCUGGAUACGUUGGCAUGCUGACUGGCAUCAAGCCUAAAGCCUUUACUCUGACUAUGAACGAGCGCUUCAGCCUUGAUGGAGGAUACAUUGGAAUCUUGGAGUGGAUCUUGGGACAAAGAGAUGGGAUGUGGAUGAGCUUUCUCACUCGAUCUGUCCUCGAGAAUGCAAUCAGCUAUGAGGAAGCCAAAAACCAGCUGGCUCAGACCAAGCUGCUCGCUCCAGCAUACUUCAUCCUGGGAGGAAAUCAAACAGGACAGGGCUGCAUCAUCACCAGGUCCAGACUGCUCAGCAUAGAUGUCUUGGAGAUUGACCUGAAGCUGGGCCGGUGGUACGUUCUGGAAACAAACUAUGACCACUGGAAGGAGCCUUUCUUCCUGGAUGACCGCAGGACUCCUGCCAUGAAGUGCAUGAACCAGACCACACAGACGAACAUCUCAUUGAAUGCUCUGUAUGAUGUGCUCUCAACCAAACCAGUGCUAAACAAGCUGACCACAUACACCACACUGAUGCAAGUAUCUGAAGGCAAACUGGAGUCGUACAUCCGUGACUGUCCAAACCCGUGCAUGCCGUGGUGAUCCUCUGAACACCAGCUCCUGUGGUUAUGUUGCACUACGUGGAGAAAAACUAAACUGAUUUUAGCAUCAAUCUGAGCUUCAAGUGUUUGCACUGUAAAUGAUACGAACCGGUUCGUGAGACUGUUAUUUUUGACUUCUGGGAUUUGUUUUUUGCAGAGUAAAGAUUUACUGUAACCUCUGAAGAUAUUAAAUCUUCAUCACCAAAGAAUCAAACCUGUAAAUGUAACUCGUCUUUGACUACAAUUAUAUUUGUAUUGUUGCAGUAGAGUUUCUGUGGUUGAGGGACCCUUUUUUUUCCCCAAACGUGCUAUUCAUUUCACCAACUGAUACUGACAAAUGUGCAUUACUUCCACUUACUUCAUUUUUCCCUUUUUCGAUGACUAAUAAAGGGAUUUACAAAUGUGA